UCCAAAAACGCUCUCAGCAUUGAAAAUAAAAAAUAAAAAUUAGCCUCUUUCUCUCCGCCUCCGUCCUCUCAUUCUUUGAUCUAUCUCACAAUCUCAUCGAUAUCGAUCGCUCGAUCAAAACCCAUCAGUUUCAAUUGCUCAAUUUUGGAAUUUGGAUUCUUAACUCUCUGAUUUCAAAAUCAAUCUAAGAUUCUUUGUGUAAAUGGCUACAAUGGUUGCUAGAGGAAGUAGUCCAUUAGCUUCCUCAGUCUCGGUUCAGGAAAAGGGAAGUAGAAACAAGAGAAAAUUUCGCGCUGAUCCUCCGAUCAAUGACCCAAAUUUUCUCUCAUCUUUACAAUCUGAUAACCCUAACUAUGAGCUGUUCCCAAUGGGCAAAACCUCUGAAACAGGAACUUUUGAUCACCAACAGGGUUAUUGUGAUUGUUGUAGAAACCGUGCUCUCACAUUCGAAGAGAUUGAAGAGCAGUACCAAGAAGCUGAAUGGAUUGAUGGAGCUGAGGCUCAGCUCGAGGAAACGGUGUUAAGUAACCUAGACAUGAUAUUUAAGACUGCGAUUAAAAUAAUUAUGACUUAUGGUUACACUGAGGACAUUGCAACGAAUGCUGUGUUGCGUGCCGGUCUUUGUUAUGGUUGUAAAGAUACGGUGUCAAAUGUCGUUGACAAUGCAAUGGCGUAUUUGAGGAGCUCACCGGAUGUUGAUUCUUCUUCGAGGGAGAAUCCUUCGGAGGAGUUGAAGAUGAUGGAGAGGAAUGUGUUGAAUGAAAUGGUUCAUGUUGUUAGGGAUUUCCGGCCUUAUUAUAGUAGGGGAGAUGCUUUGUGGAGGUUGCUUUGCAAUGAUAUGAAUGUUACUCUUGCAUGUACUAUGGAUAGCAAUCCUUUGCCUAGUAUAGGGAGUGAACAAACUUCAGCUAGUUCUAUUGCCCCUCAUGUGCAACAAGAGUCUAAUGAAUUGAAUGCUCCAAGUCCUAAUAAACCGAGUCUUGUGUUUCCGUAUCCUCAAAACUCGUCAGAAGCCGAGAUGCCACCUGUAGUAGGGAUCCCGAGCUUACCUUGCGGGAGAUUCUCAGCAUCGAUCAAUGUUCAAGGUCAGGUUUCUGCUCUUGCUUCGGCUAAAGAAAAUGCAAUUGCUUCAUUGGAUUGUGUAAUAGAGGAGACAUCAGCUUUAUAUUUAUCUCAACCUUCUGGUUCCGAAGGAAAGUCGACUAGUGGUAGGAAAAGCCAUUUGGGUAGUUCGAAGAGGGAUUCAAUACUUCGUCAGAAAGCACUUCAUUUUGAGAAGAACUAUCGCAUGUUUGGGUCUAAAUCAGCUAUAAGAGCAGGAAAAAACCACAAUGGCUUGGGUGGUUUGCUUUUGGAUAAGAAAAACAAGGCAAUCUCUGAUUCCAAUGCCAAGAAGAACACAGUAAUGAAGCUUAACAAAGCGGUUGGGAGUGAUUCACCUAAAGCUGAUCCAACUCCUCUUAAUCUCUCAUUUAAGGAGGCGACUCCGAAAACUCCCGUACCGGCUGCAAGCACUGAACUCUCUUUGUCUCUGCCUUCUAUGAGUAGCAGCAGUGGCAGUAGUGUAAAAAGCAGUGUUUUUGAAACUGGCUUUUCUUAUGCAAAUUGGGAUCCUGAGAUGGAUGACAUGCUACAAAAGUUAGAUCGUCGUGAAAGAGAAUUGCAAGAUCAGCUGCAAGAAUGGUCGGAUUGGGCUCAUCAGAAGGUGAUGCAGGCUACUCGCCGAUUGAGCAAAGACAAACCUGAGUUACAAAGUCUAAGACAGGAGAAAGAGGAAGUUGCUCGUCUCAAGAAAGAGAAGCAAACUUUAGAGGAGAACACUAGAAAGAAGCUUGCAGAGAUGGAGAUUGCAUUGUCUAAGGCUAGUGCUCAGGUGGAAAAGGCUAAUGCCGAUGCUAGGAGACUUGAACGGGAGAAUUCUGAGCUGAGGAAGGAGAUGGAGGCUGCGAAGGUUCGGGCUGCUGAGUCAGCAGCCAGUUGUCGAGAAGUUUUGGAAAGGGAGGCGACGAACCUUAAAAAGAUCCAAUCUUGGGAGAAGCAGAAAGGGCAACUUCAUGAGGAGCUUGCGAUUGAGAAGAAGAAGUUCUCUCAACUUCGGCAGCAGCUUGGACAAGCUAAGGAGCAGUAUGAUCAAGUCGAGGCUAGGUGGAAGCAUGAAGAAAAAGCAAAGGAAGAAGCACUUAUUCUCCGCAACAAUCGAAGAAAAGAACGUGAACAGAUCGAGGUCUCAGGACGAGCAAAGGAAAACGAGAUGCGAAUAAGAGCAGAAACCGACUUACAAAGGCACAAAGAAAAUAUCAAGAAGCUCGAGCAGCAGAUCUCGCAACUGAGGCAGAGGGUCGACUCCUCAAAGAUCGCUGCUCUCAAAUGGGGCCCAGAUGGAAGCUACGCAUCUCGCCUCUCGGACCCACGAAAGGAAAGCAAAGGCGGUAGUUUUCCCAAAUUCUCGGAGUUUGAAGAUUCCGAAGAAGUGCAAAGAGAUCGAGAGUGUGUUAUGUGCUUGACCGAUGAGAUGUCGGUGGUUUUCCUCCCUUGUGCGCAUCAAGUCGUUUGCAAGAAAUGCAACGAGUUGCAUGAGAAGCAAGGGAUGAAGGAUUGCCCUUCAUGCAGGACUCUCAUUGAGAAGCGAAUUUGUGUUCGCUCUGCAUAAAUUUAGGUUUUUUAUAUAUAGUUUUGGACUCAAUUUGAGUUACAGUAUUUUCAGAAUAAUGUUUUCCUGGCGUUUGGAAGUGAAUAAUGCCAACUCUAAACAUUUUCUGUCUGGGUUUAAAUAGUUGAAGUUUACAAUGGACUUGGGAGGGGUUAUAAGUGUAUACAUACAGUUUGGCUUCUGUGUUGUGAUGACAUGAGGACUUAAAUGAGUUCUAUA
This is a messenger RNA of Asparagus officinalis (garden asparagus), 2869 nucleotides long. Its product is annotated as putative E3 ubiquitin-protein ligase RF298. Lineage: Eukaryota; Viridiplantae; Streptophyta; Magnoliopsida; Asparagales; Asparagaceae. The record is from RefSeq and is a predicted model, not a curated record. The transcript is spliced from 4 exons. Bases 203 to 2650 code for a protein of 815 amino acids.